AUGUUGCUGCUGUUGCUAGUCGCAAGCAUUGCGUUUAUUUCAGCGCGUGUUCGAGCAGUGCAGCUAAUCUGCCCACGGCACGCGGACGUGUGCCACCUACAGGACUGGAACGUUGCGUCCGACGGGUACGCCAUACUCGACCAGCUGAACGACACCACCGGAUUGCUCAGUUUAAAUCAAUUGCUUACCCCGAUUCUGGACGGACCGAUACUGAGAAGAUUGGCACCCUUUGGCAAUAUUACUGUAUACCGGUCCGAUGUGGAAACACUGCACCUGACCACGGAUUGUACGCUGCAAAGCAUCUCCCUGCACCGUACUGAACUCAGCAGCAUCAUAUUCGAGGCCAAUGCUCACCUGCACGCGCUAGACAUUGCCUUCGCACCACUAGCGGCGGUACCUUCCACGCUGGCCAAGCUGGAGAAUCUGAAGCAGCUUGUAAUAAGCGUCACUCAAAUCGCUGAGCUUGAUUUAACCGUGUUCUACCCGCUGAAGGAGCUGCUCCAUCUCGAGUUCACCCAGAACCAACUGGCCAGCUUGGUUGGAGCGCCCCCCGGUGAGCACGUGGCAUCGAAGGUGAGCAAAAUAUUAAUACGCCUCAACCCGCUUACCACGGUCGAUCUGAACCUGUUUGCACCCUUUGGCGAGCUGGAGUUUUUGGACCUUACGAGCAACAGGAUAAAAAGCCUCUCCGGCAGUUUACGCGCACACCAGCUCAAGCACAUCUCGCUUGUGUCGAACGCGCUGCGCAAGCUUGACCUGUGCCCGUGGGAUGUGUUGGGCAGUGUGGCAUGGUUGGAGCUGUCCUUCAAUCGACUGCAGCAGAUACCGGCCUGCCUGCAGAAGCUGCCGAACGUGACGGAGCUGCUGUUCGAUCACAACCGCAUCACUCACCUGCCGCUGGAAUCGUUUGCGGAUCUUGCGCAGCUUCGCGAGCUACACUUGUCGUUCAACCAAAUAGCGACGAUUUCGUUCGGAUCUCCACUGCCUGAGCGGUUGCGGCGGCUCGAACUGUUCCAUAACUGUCUGUGUGAUUUUCCAAUGCCAAGCAAUCUGUCCACGCUACUGGUUGACGGCUUACAUGCGCACGGUGCUGGUAAUGGCAGUGCGAAGCUUAACUGUAGUCACUGUUGA
Molecule: messenger RNA, 1131 nt
Organism: Anopheles arabiensis
Lineage: Eukaryota; Metazoa; Arthropoda; Insecta; Diptera; Culicidae
Product: leucine-rich repeat transmembrane neuronal protein 2-like
Exons: 2
Coding region: 1-1131 (376 amino acids)
Molecular function (GO): protein binding
Source: RefSeq, a predicted model, not a curated record